AAGGUAAGUUUCCAAGUGGGCAAAAAUAAAAAAGAAGAGUUUCAAGGCCUCUGAUAUAAAAGCGCAAAAGCGGCGCCAAACGGAACUGGUACCAAUUUCAAAAGCAGAUGAAGCAGAACCACCAAAUCGAAGAAGAAAAAUGGCGGAUUCUCAGACCGAUUCGAAAUUAUUCAGUGUUCGAAUUGUUUCAGUAGACUAUUAUAUGACCGCUCCCCUUCCUGGCUUCGACAUUUGUUACAGCAGUUUCCAAGGUGGGAGAGUAAAUGAGGUCCCUGUGAUAAGAGUGUAUGGUGCCACUCCAGCUGGUCAGAAGACCUGCUUGCACCUUCGAGGAGCCCUGCCUUAUUUCUAUGUUCCAUGCUCGGAGCUCUUCCUCCAAUCAGAUGAAAAAGGGAGCGAAUGCACGAAUGCUCUAGCUCUUGCUCUUGAGAAGGUGCUCAAGCUUAAAGGCAAUGCUGGUUCAAAACGUCAACAUGUCCAUGGCUGCAGCCUUGUACGAGCAAGGAAGUUUUAUGGUUAUCAUUCUUCAGAGGAACUGUUUUUGAAGAUCUAUCUCUAUCAUCCGCAGGACGUCUCACGCGCUGCCAAUCUUCUUCUGGGAGGUGCAGUGCUGGAUAAGUCAUUACAGCCCCAUGAAUCUCAUAUACCUUUCCUUCUUCAAUUUCUGGUUGACUAUAAUUUGUAUGGGAUGGGCCAUCUACACAUAUCAAAGAUGAAGUUCCGCAAUCCAAUUCCAGAUACUUUCUCCCCAAGGAAGGCCAACUAUGUUGACAGAAGAAGGCCUUCUGAUAUGUCCACUUCCACAACUGCAGAGUUUCAGGUUGAUUUAGAUGGUGAGGCUUGUUUAGAUAUGCCAAUUUGGAUAUCUUCUACAAUUCCGGACAAUUGGAUGUGGAAAUACUCUAGUCAGGCUGAUCCUUCAACAGACCCAGAUAUCCCUAACAUUAAGCGACAAAGUAUCUCUGAACUUGAAGGAGAUGCUAGUGUUGAUGCAAUUAUGAACCAGAAGUGGAUAUCCUAUAUGUCGCUCUCACAAACCUGUUCCCAAGAGAAAAUGGUUCAGUCACUAAUACCGAUUUGGGAGGAGGAGUUUGCAAGGAAUGGGGUGCAUGAAGUGGGCUUGCCUCCUGAUCCUGGUAAACCACUUCGAGAUGAUGUCUUGAGAACACUUUCACAUGAGAUUGGAUAUGAAGAGAUUCUAAUGGAAUUAAGCAAUGAUGUGAAGGUUUCUUCUGAUAUGCUGCAGUUAAUCAACUCAUCAUUGAAUGAUGGGAACAUUGCCAAUAUUGGACAUUGUGGCUCUUUAAAUAGUAUACGAGAACCAUCCAGAUGCCCAAAAGAGGGAUUAUUUCAAGAUCAUGUUUUGAAAAAAAGGGUGGAAACAUAUGCAUGUCCCAAACAAUUGUUAGCUGAUCAAUUGGAAGCAACUGUUUCCAUGGCAGCCUCACAGGAUGUGAAGGCUUCAGAUCAGGACACCUUGAGACUUCUAAAUUGGCUUGCAUCUUCUCAAGCUGCAGAAGACAUAGACUCUGAUGAUGACCUUGCUCGGGAAACCAUUUUGAGCCCUUUAAUGCCCGCAACAACUAUUGAUACGGUGUUGGAGAAGGCAAAUGUAGCCUAUGAGAAUGAAUCUCAGAAAGAGUGUGAGGACAUUCUUGAUUCUGUUCAUGAUUGUUAUUUUGAAGAAUUAGACAGAAAGACUUCUCAGUCCAGCAGCAACGAUCAUUCAUGCAGAAGUUCAUCGAGUAUGAUGAUUCCUCAGCUGGAUGGCUCCAAUGAUGAUCAAAGCCCCAUUUAUUUUGUUAAUGAGUCAUCUGAAACACAUAAAAAACCUGGGACAUCUUCCCAAGCAGAUUCUUGGAAUAAGGCUACUUUAGCUACUAGCAAUAAACACAAAAAGGAAAAACCACGAUGGUGCUCUUUACCAAUUGCUUUGGGUCAGAAUCAGAAUGAUUCACAUCCAAAUCCAGUUAACACCCCUAGCAGUCACAUUUGUGACGAAAGAGAUGGCGGAGGAACUUCUUCUCACAUGAAUUUUAACAAAUACCAAGUGGAAUCUAGUAUGAUAGUUGAAUGCUCUACACGUGAUUUGAUGAGGGUCAAAAGAUCCUAUCAGGCUGAGCCUUCUGAAUACGGAAAUCAGGUAAAAAAGGUACAACUUGGUGCAAAAGGAAAAGAAGAUUCUUUUCUUUAUUCAGAAUCCAGUCAUGAUGAGAAAGAGAAAAUGCCCCGUGAUUCCUUGAUAUCUCGAUCAGCAAUCACGGAUCAACCAAGAGAAUGUCAUGAGAGGAACUCAUGUCUUGCACUUCAGAUGCAGGUUGAGCCUGGUGACAUCAAAGCUGACAAAUCACAUAGUCCUUCAUAUGGUAAGUUGCCACUUCUAUCCAGCUCUAUGCUGAAAAAUGCAUCAAAAGAUGGAGUGUUUCUUUCUUCUGAAGGGCAUCAUGUUGAGGUCGGCAGCAGAGCAUCUGCAGGUUUGCAGAAUUAUGGAACGAGUGGUGCAUCAACAUCACAAGGGACUAAAGAUCUAUUCCAGCUUCCUGAUGUUGAGAAUCAAAAAUCUGCUGUUUACAUGGGAAGCUGUGGAUGCUGUAGUUGCGAAAAUGUCGACAGCUGUGUGAAAUGUACAAAGAUUUCAAAUCCUGAUCUUUGUACUUCUGUAGUUGCUCCAUAUUCUCAGUUCACAUCUGAAACUGAAGAAAAAUUUCCUGGUUGUGGGAAAUUGCUGCAAAAGAAUGCGGUAGGUUUAAGUCAAUCUCCUGCUGGUCCUAGUCAUUCAAUAUCUUCAGUAACCGGAGUAUCUGGUGAUGUUCUUGAACUUAAAGGCAUGACCUUCAUCAAGAAACCUCCUAAGGUGGAGUUCACAGAUGAACCUAGACUCAAUGCUCAGUCUGCAUGUGGUACCCCUAGUAACCAUGUCAACAAGAAAAAUAAAACAAGGACAUGUGAUCAGGAUAGAGGUUUAGAUAAAUGUCCCCCUUUCUUUGAGGGGAAUUUCCUUGUAGGAGAAAAGAUUUCCAGUGCUAAUUGUGGAACAAGCAACUAUGUUCAUUGUCAAGACAAUUUGUUGGGUGUACCCGUUCACUAUAAAAAUGAUGGGUCUUAUUUAUACAUGUUGACUCCUGUAUAUUCACCACCACGAAGUGAAAGUGUUCGACGAUGGCUGUCACUUGAUUGCGUAGAUUCUUCUAAAAUGAAUGUGGUUUCAGGUCCACCAGUGUACCCAUCAACAAAGGUUUGCUCUCAUGAUUUAGCAGAAUCACAGGGUUCUCAAUCCACCUUUGGUGUACAAAUGAAUCCUGUUGUCCCUGAUGCAAGAAUAAAACAACGAGAUGAAGGGAUUAUUUUGAAAUGUGAACCAUCAAUGCGUGGAUCUCAAGAUUUCUCCCAGAUAUCCGGUCCUGAUAGAAAAUCAAGGCUAACUCCAUUAAGUCAAACUGGCUUUCGACACCCGGCUAGUAUUGGGGUUGGACAGCAGUUAACAAUAUUGAGCAUAGAGGUCCAAGCAGAAUCCAGGGGUGAUCUGAGACCUGAUCCUCGGUUUGACGCCGUAAGAAUUGUUGUUCUCGUUUUUCAGGAAGAUGAUGAUUUUAGAUCUGAUACUCAUGUACUUUUGCAUUGCAAUGGUGAAUCUGUUCAAAGGGACCUUGAUGGAGUGUCUGAAUGUAAAGUUUUAACUUUCUGUGAAGAGAGGCAAGUAUUUUUUCAUUUCAUAAAGAUGAUUAAUUCUUUUGACCCAGACAUAUUUAUGGGCUGGGAUAUUCAAGGUGGUUCCCUUGGUUUUCUUGCUGAACGGGCUGCAUACCUUGGCAUUGGUUUGCUUAACAAAAUAUCUCGCACUCCAUCUGAGGGCAACAUAGCUUCUAGAGACUCUGAAAGAGGAAAACUAAGCGAUUUUUUUUCUGAAGCUGUGGCUGCUGACCCAAUGUUUCAUGAAGAUGCUGCAAUAAUCGAUGAUGAAUGGGGCCGAACUCAUGCCAGUGGAGUCCAUGUAGGGGGUAGAAUUGUCCUUAACGUUUGGCGACUGAUGCGUGGUGAAGUGAAGCUGAACUUGUACACACUUGAGGCCGUGGCUGAAGCAGUGCUGAGACGAAAAUUUCCUUAUAUUCCUAACAAGGUAUUGACAAAUUGGUUUUUAAGUGGUCCUGGACGUGCAAGAUACAGAUGUAUAGAAUACUUUUUAGAGAGGGCAAAGUUGAACCUUCAGAUCAUGAAUCAACUUGAUGUGGUAAAUCGAACAUCAGAGCUUGCACGGAUAUUUGGCAUAGACUUUUUUUCAGUUCUUUCUCGAGGUUCACAGUACCGUGUUGAAUCUAUGUUCCUGAGGCUGGCUCAUGCACAAAAUUAUGUUGCCAUUUCUCCUGGAAACCAACAAGUUGCUUCUCAACCUGCCAUGGAAUGUAUACCCCUUGUCAUGGAACCAAAAUCUGGAUUUUAUGCAGACCCUGUAGUCGUUUUGGAUUUUCAGUCACUUUAUCCAUCCAUGAUAAUUGCAUAUAACCUCUGCUUCUGUACUUGCCUUGGUAAAGUUACUUCUACGAAAGCUAAUAUCCUCGGUGUUAGUUCAUAUUCACCUGAUAAAAAUGUGAUGCAUAAUAUAAAUGACGAGAUAUUGCUCACUCCAAAUGGUGUUAUGUAUGUGCCUCCCAAAGUCCGAAAGGGGGUAUUACCCCGCUUGUUGGAAGAAAUUUUAGAUACUAGGAUUAUGGUCAAAACAGCAAUGAAGAAAUUGGCUCCUGGACAGCAAGUUCUUCACCGGAUAUUCAAUGCAAGGCAACUUGCUUUGAAGCUAAUAGCAAAUGUGACCUAUGGGUAUACAGCUGCUGGAUUUAGUGGGCGCAUGCCCUGUGCUGAGCUCGCUGAUAGUAUUGUCCAGUGUGCCCGUAGAACUUUGGAAAGUGCAAUUUCAUUUGUUAACACAAAUCACAGGUGGAAUGCUAAAGUUAUUUAUGGUGAUACGGACAGUAUGUUUGUACUCCUCGAAGGACGGUCUAUUGAAGAAGCUUUUCGAAUUGGUCAUGAAAUUGCAUCAGAAGUAACUGCAAUGAAUCCAAAUCCAGUCACGUUAAAGAUGGAAAAGGUUUACCAUUCGUGCUUCCUCCUUACUAAGAAACGAUAUGUUGGUUAUAGUUACGAGAACGUUGACCAAAGCAAACCAGUGUUUGAUGCUAAAGGUAUUGAGACAGUACGAAGAGAUACAUGUGGGGCUGUGUCCAAGAUAAUGGAGCGCUCUUUAAGAAUCUUUUUUGAAUAUAGGGAUAUUGAGAAGGUGAAAUCUUACCUGGUUCGUCAGUGGAAAAAGAUCAUAUCAGGCAGAGUAUCUCUUCAGGAUUUUGUGUUUGCGAAAGAGGUACGGUUAGGCACCUAUUCUGCACAGGCUUCUUCACUUCCACCAGCAGCAAUUGUUGCCACUAAAGCAAUGAGAGUAGACCCUAGGGCAGAACCUCGGUAUGCAGAGCGAGUGCCUUAUGUUGUGGUUCACGGUGAACCGGGUGCCAGGCUGGCUGAUGUCGUGGUAGAUCCCUUGGAUGUUCUUUCAAUUGAUUCACCUUACAGGUUAAAUGAUAUAUAUUACAUCAAGAAACAGAUAAUCCCAGCUCUGCAACGAGUAUUUGGGCUCGUUCGAGUUGACUUGAAUCAGUGGUUUUCAGAUAUGCCUCGUCCAGAGCGGGAGGCUGGCGGUAAACGUCACCUAUUUACUGCAAAUGCGCACAGAACUAGAAUUGAUUAUUACUAUCUGUCAAAACAUUGUAUCUUAUGCGGAGAGCUGAUCCAGGCAUCUAGUUACGUCUGUCAAAACUGCUCCAGAAAUGAAGCUGUAGUUGCUGCUGCUUUAACAGGAAGAACUUCAGUGUUGGAAAGAAACAUCCAACGCCUUGCUGCUAUAUGUCGGCACUGUGGAGGAGGAGAUUGGCUCAUAGAAAGUGGGGUGAAAUGCACAUCUCUCACAUGUUCUGUUUUCUACGAGAGGAGGAAAAUCCAGAAAGAACUCCGAUCUCUUUCUGUUGUUACUACAGAAGCAGGUUUUUAUCCCAGGUGCAUGCAAUUUCUUCCUUUUUCCAGUUUCCCAAUCCAAGCAACCAUGGUUCUUUCUCUCCUUCUCCUCAAACGCUUAUCUUCCUUUACACCAAAACCCUAUCUUUUCACCCUUUCACAAACGAAAACCUUCUCUUCUUUUUCACCUUCAGAUAAGCCUUCUUCUUUAUCAGCUCGCAUGAGCUUCGUGUUCGACCAAAUCGAUGCUAUUGAGAAAGAACGGUCCGAAAAGGACCAAACCCUUCAACGAAUUCGGGCCUGGCGUGAAUCCAAAAAGGGAAAUCAAACUCAAACCCAAACCCAAACCCAAGACCUGGUUGGUUCAAGCUCGGGUUUUUCUGAUGUGGGGUCAUCGGAAAUGGAGUUGGAAUCGAGAAAAAAUGAUGGGUUUGAUGGUGGUGGUGGGUUGAUGAGUAAGAAAGUGGAAUUGGUGCAUCCGUGGCCCGAAUGGAUCGAGUUAAUGGAGCGCUUGGUUCAGCAGAAUUACUUUGAUCAUAAGAGAAAAGAUGAGGAAAAAAUGAUUGAGGAUUUGGGGUUUAAUUUAGCUGGCGUCGCUGAAGAUGAGGGUUUUGAUUUUACCAGGGAUUGGAAGACUGUUCAGACUGCUCUUCUCAAUUUUGGCAAAGACCGUUUCGAUAUAUUAAGGUCAUUAUCGAGACAGGAUCUCCAAAUUUUGGUUGGUUAUGGAUGCCCUAGUACAGACAAGAAGGUGGUUUUUUCUGCCAAGUUAUUGAGGAAACACGUCCAUCUGGACGAAGGGGAUGUUUGCAGUUCUUGCAAUUUGAGGAGUUCUUGUGAAAGGGCAUAUUUACUUACCAAUAAGGAGGAUGAAGCAAGGACAAUGGAUGCCAUGCGUGUCCUAUUGACUUAUGGUUUUGAUGCAAUCAAUGGAUCAGUUGUUAAUGAGAGUCUUAUGAAGAAGAAAUCUGUAAAGACUGUUGUUCGUAAAUUGCUUCACGAAGUAGUCAAGUUGAGUGCUGUUCCAAUAGAUCCAAAUCUUCCACCUCCAGUUUUUAAAAAACCACCUCCAAAGGUGAAGCAGCCACCUCCCCCUCCGAGGAAACGAGUAGGACGUGACGACAUUGAGAUGAAAAAAGGAGAUUGGCUGUGUCCAAAGUGUGACUUCAUGAAUUUCGCGAAGAAUACCAUAUGCUUACAAUGUGAUGCCAAUCGGCCGAAGAGACAGCUGCUUCCAGGAGAGUGGGAAUGUUCCCAGUGUAAUUUCUUGAAUUAUAGGAGAAAUGUGGUAUGUUUUCAUUGUGAAUGCAAGCGCCCAGCUGAUGACUAUAUGGCCGCUCAACAGCAGGAGAGGCAACAAGGAUCCAAGACACAAAUGGAUAAAAUAUCUCGCCGCCAAGAUGUUUCUAAUGCAUGGAAUUUUGAUUUUGAUGAUGAUGAGUCAGAUGGUGCAGACGUUGCUGCCUUUGAGACUGCAGAUUCUCAGAAACUGGAUGAAGAUUUUCCCCUGGAUAGUCAAGAACGAAGAGAUACUUCUAGGACCAAUGAGGAUGGUUUCCACAAGAGCAGUAGGCCUCCAAAAGGUUACGAAACUGAAUACCCUGCACCUGGGAAACCAGGGGUAGGAUUUAACGAUUUUGAUGAUGAAGAAGAUGAUGUUGACAGCUAUGAGAUAGACAGUAAUGGAGCAAACAGAAGUUCUAGAAUAGAUUUCUCGGAUAUUGAGGACAACUCUGAAUCUGAAGAUAUUGAUAGUGUUGAUGACACUUUGCUUGUUGGUAGAAGGAACAGUUCCAUCUCAACUGAUGCACAUUUUAGACCGAGGCGUCAAAAAGGGGCUUUUCGUGGUUCUGAGGAUGCUGAAGUGGAUUUUGACACAGAUGACGAGCUUCCAAUUAAAACUAAUAUGAAAUCUAGCCAGGUUUCUUAUUCUAAACCAAGAUCUAGGAAUAAAGGUGCCAAGAGUUUUGACUCAGAUGACGAUUAUGGCCUCAGUUCCGACUCUGAUGAUAGAGAUUUCACAAGUCAGCAGAAUAAAGGGAAUAAAUGGGGAUCAAGAAAGGACUUUGGAAGGAGAAGGAGCUCGUACAGCGAAGAUGAGCCCUUCUCUGACUCGGAGAGCAAUAAAGGUAGGUCAUUUCACAAAAAUAAGCAAAGAGGUGGUAAGACAGGUCAAAAUGGCAGAUGGGACUCAUCCGAAGGUCGUGGUGAUAGGAUAAGAGACAAAAGAACCUCUUUUAGAGAUAACAUGAAAAGAAGUCCCAGAGACUCACGUGGAAGCAGCAGGAGAAGCCAAGAUAAUGGAUAUAAUGAUUAUAGAAGUCGUGGACGUGAAGAAUCUUAUAAACAGCAACGAGGAAGAAAGAUUAAUUAUGGUGAUCAAUCAGAUAGUUACUUAGACGAUGAAAGACAUAGGAGGCCUAGAAUAAAUGUACGAUAAGUCUCAACAUUCAGUUUAUCAUUUCAAGAGCUGGUUGGAAUAGCACUGUGGGUCUCCCGAAUGAGGAAAUGGAACUUCACGAAGGGCUUUCCAGAAAUCAGAAACAGCAUGCCAACUUCUGAAUAGCCAUCAGGUACGUCAGCUUGAGAGCUAGAAGCUUCUUACACUAGAGAUGCGCUACAAGGAAAAGUGUUUCAGUGACUGGGUAUAUAUACAAGCCGGUAUACAAAUUUGAUUGACUAAAGCUUCCUACAAAUAAGCCAACCAGGAAAGAAGUAAUGAUUCCCAGGCAAUGACUUCCUCGUAGCAACCCUAUGCUUGACCUGCAAAGGUGCAGUAUCUUCAAUCUUCUUUGAAGUUUUUCAUUUAGUUCAGCUGAUGAUCAGAUCUACGCAUUGUAACUAUAGACAUUUUUCUGUAAACAAUAAUUUGCUAACUAUUGAUAUUGGUCCUGGUUUUUCGUAGUAUCCAAUAGAAUUACACUCAUCAAUGCAAUUCUUACCUUAUCUGGUUGCCCAAGUCCUAUAAUUAAAAGAAGGGCAUUGAAAUGUUGAGGUUUUCUUUUUUUCUUGAA
Messenger RNA from Solanum dulcamara, 9008 nucleotides. Its product is annotated as DNA polymerase zeta catalytic subunit. The transcript has 20 exons. The coding region runs from base 140 to 8434 and encodes 2764 amino acids. Gene Ontology annotation, molecular function: nucleotide binding; DNA-directed DNA polymerase activity; DNA binding. The record is from RefSeq and is a predicted model, not a curated record. Gene Ontology annotation, biological process: error-prone translesion synthesis; double-strand break repair via homologous recombination. Gene Ontology annotation, cellular component: nucleus; zeta DNA polymerase complex. NCBI's taxonomy places the organism in Eukaryota, Viridiplantae, Streptophyta, Magnoliopsida, Solanales, Solanaceae.